This is a messenger RNA of Carassius carassius (crucian carp), 1973 nucleotides long. RefSeq names its product leucine-rich repeat and transmembrane domain-containing protein 1-like. NCBI's taxonomy places the organism in Eukaryota, Metazoa, Chordata, Actinopteri, Cypriniformes, Cyprinidae. Gene Ontology annotation, molecular function: protein binding. The record is from RefSeq and is a predicted model, not a curated record. Gene Ontology annotation, cellular component: extracellular matrix.
UGAGAGAGUGAGUGAGAGAGUGAGUGAGAGAAAGAGAGAGAGAGAGAGAGAGAGAGAGAGAGAGAGAGAGAGUCACAGAGUGGCUCUUGACAAUGAGAGUGUGUUUUUAUUGCGUGUGGGUAUGUAUGAGGCAAUGGAUGUAAAGAUGAUACAGAGCAAAACAUGAAGGUAUUUGCAUGUAUGCACAUCUACAGAGAACGAAAGAGAGAUAGAAAAAGGCACAGAAGAAGAAAAUGACCGCCAUCCAGUAACAAACGUUUUAAUUACUGGGAUUAUGAGCUUUAAUCUGAUCUGACAUGCUGGUCUAACCCUGGACACACUGACAGGAGGAACACUCUAGAAACCAUGGCAGGUGUGGUCUUUGUAUUAUCCAGCCUGUUAUUACUCCAGACAGUCUCCUCUUGCCCCAAGGAGUGCUCGUGUGACACUCAUGCCAAAGUGGUGGACUGCCGAGGACGAGGAUUAUAUGAUAUUCCAAGUAAACUUCAUCAAGACACCCUGGAGCUGUAUCUUCAAAAUAAUCGUCUGCGAGGCUUGGGUUCCAUGUCCUUUCGAGAGACACCACAACUUCAAAUUCUGGACCUAGCAAACAAUUCAAUCACAACGCUUUCCCCUAGUGCCCUUUUGGGACUUAGAAGCUUAAAGGUCCUCAGCUUGGCCAAUAACUCUAUUCGGGAAGUUGAUAGACGCCUUCUGGUUUCAAUAAGAAAUCUAACCAUAUUGGACUUGUCCUUUAACACCAUAGGUGGUCUACCAGCAGCUUUUGCUGAUAGUUUCCACUUUCUGACACAUCUGUCACUCCAUUACAAUCGGCUAACUAAGCUGGACCGUAUACACCUGGAGGCUCUUGGCAAUCUUAAAAUUCUGCAGCUGAAGGGCAAUCACUGGAGAUGUGACUGUCAUCUGAUAGGACUCAAACUAUGGUUGGAGACAUUUGCCUUCAAAGGUGGAGUGGUCGACAGUGUCACAUGUGUCCAGCCUCAUCUCAUGCUGGAGCGGGACCUCCGGCACAUUCCCUACGAGCUUUUCCACUCCUGCAUGAUCACCAGCUACAGCUACCUGUUUGCUAACAUCCAUUACAUGGACAACAAGCAUCGCAUGAUCAGUGGGCAGCUCCAUCCAAGCCCCAGAUCACCAUCUGGGAGUGAUUUCAGCCCCCAAGGAGAAGCGAUACUCCCUGAGUGUGAGCCCAAGCAGAGAUCCCGACCUGUGAACUACAGACGCGCCAUAGCCACAGUUGUCAUCACAGGAGUGGUUUGUGGAAUUGUAUGUUUGAUGAUGUUGGCAGCAGCUGUCUAUGGAUGUGCGUAUGCAGCAAUUAAUGCCAAGUAUCAAAGGGAGCUGAAGAAGAAAGCGAAAGAGGCGGGUUCAGGAGAGGAGCAGAAAAACAUUGAAAGAGAAGAGGACAAGGAACCUCUGGAGUGACCCGGAAAUCAGCAUCACAAGAUGCACACGAAGCACAAAUACACAUCAGGGUUACACUCAAGAUAAUCUACAUACUGUUGUGUAUCUACAAAGUUACUUUCAAGGCAAGUCAGUGUCCUUGGCAGCCAUAUUAGCAAUGCCCCUAGGGCAGCUAUUUUUUCUAAUUAUGCAGAUACAGCUCCUACCUAAAACGGGAAAGACGCAAAACUCCAAAACUAUUAUUAUUAUUAUUAUUAUAACUUCAAUUAGGCUAGACAGUUGGCUCUUUGCCAGUCAAAACAAAGAGACAUUCUGUUUUAUAGGACACGUUUGUAGAGUUUUCAACCAGUUUUGUAUUAGUAGUAUAUGUAAAUUAGCAAUGUGUACUCUUGCUCUAUGUUACCUAUGGCUAAUGCACUAUGGGUUCUGAAGUAUCCCUACCUUUCAGACAAAAGGGAUUUUUUUCCCUUUUUUCUCUGUUUUCUUCAGUCAUGUAGUAAUAAACACAAAAGCAAUGCCUUCCUAAUUCAUAAACAGCCUAGUUUUAUUAAAAGCUAAUUUUUCUAGCA